UUGCCACCAUGCUCUAUCUCAGUUCACUACUGGGCGUGUGAGUUGAACAGAGCCUGCGUACGUUUCGCCGGGAAGGAUGGCUACUGAAAACUACCUGAUUGGAUUUUCUGAGGCCUUGGAUUGGCGCCCCAUGCAGUUUGUUAAUUUACCUCCUCUGAGGUCGUGCUCCUUGUGUAAUGUGAUCUCAGGGCUGACACUUAUGCUCGAGUGCUCACACGCUGUUUGCGAACUCUGCUAUCAGCGCAUCAUUGGGGCCAAUGGACGGUGCCCUCUGGAUGAUCAAACGUUUCAGGAAAGUGACGUCGUAAAACUGCCUCUCAAAGAGAGUCAAGUGGACAAAUUUAAUGUGCGCUGCCCUAAUUCCGUGCUGGGUUGCGACUUCGUUGGUUCCGUACCACAAGCAAGGCCUCACUUGUUGCGAGAAUGUGAUUUUCAUGCCGUCACGUGCAGCGGCUGCAAUGCCAAAGUGCUCCGUCGUAACAUUGUGAAUCACCACUUGGAACGCCAGUGUGAGCGGGAACCACCUGCGUCUGCAACACAGCGAUGGAGUGGUGAUGUGUUUGAGAUCGGACGACAGGUCAACAGCUGUCUCGAUUCGUUAGCGGAGAAAAUGUGCGCAUUUGAAGACCAACUGAAUACUCAUACGGUGGCUAUUGGUGAAAUGAGAGCGUGUCUCGCAACAAAAGGGGACCUGCUGCAUGGGCUCUUUUUGGACGUGAGGGAUCGUGUUAUGGCACAGACGGCGGACGAGGCAGUCAGCGUUCAGUUGCUGAACGCAAACCGCGAUGCUGUUGAGAGUCUUGCACAAGAUAUGGAUAUGGUAAAACGUUGCUCUCAAGAAGUGGUAGACUUCGUAAACGCCGACAGCGAAGGAAGAGAAGCAAAACCCAUUGCUAAAGCCAUUUUUGAGAGUUCAAAAAUACUGAGCACAUUAGGGGAUUUCUUUGGCGACACUUUCCGCUACGUGCAAAUGCAGUGUAAAGAAGUUUUCACUGAGAUUCAAGGUUUCGCCCAAUUGCUAAAUGUUGCUGAGAUUUUGCUGGACACAACACGCUACUCCAACACCGUCGUUCUGUGCGGUUACUCCGUACAGAUAGGCGUUUGUUUAGGAAGGAUGCCUCGAAGUCCAAUGAUUUUCGGGAUUUUGGUACGCAUUUGUAGAGGCUCGAACGAUCGCUACCUAAAAUGGCCAUUUCGUAUUCCAUGUACUUUAUCGGUGCUUCAUCCUACGGACGAUGCCAAAAACAUUACACGACAAGUAGACGUUAUCAAAUUGGUAACUUCCACCAGGUGUCCUUUUACCAGACCAACUACUGUUUCGAACAAUGGAUGGGGAAUUCGUACAUUGUGCAGUGUGACCGAACUCGUCGAAGCAUCCCCGACCCACAUGAUGCUACACUUCAUACGUCGGAUAUGGUGGAAAGUUCUGACGAUGAAGAUGAUGAACUCAGCAGCCCUCCAGGGUCCCAUCAUUCAAGACCUAUAUACAUCAACACCUCAUAUGUGCAUGUCUCCUCCUUUUUGGGAGGAAGGUGAACGCCUCUUUCUUGUUGGCCAGUCUAGUCUGCGAGAGCUCCUGUCAGAAUUCUUGUGCUGUGGUGUCAGUGAGCUUACGACCACGAUAAAACCAAGAGGGACAUGGGUACAAGCUAGGACAACGUGCAGCUGCGACAGGAAGCGAAGCUGGUCUAGUCAACACUGGGUCGGAAGCAGACCUUUGGGCAACAUGCUGCUGUGUACGUCCAUACUGUUUUCUGGGGUGAACGUGACAAAGGCUCUUCGCACGUUUGAAAUGUUGAGGGCGCCAGCACUGUCCAAGUCGCAGUAUUACAGGACCCAGAAGGAGUACCCUUCCCGCUGUCAGUUAUGUAAGUAUAUGGCAUCUGCAUGAAACAGUCAGUACGAACUCAGCACUACUGCACAUAAAUGGCAAUAUUGUAUUGCCCAUAUUUUGCCCUCUUGAUGAGGAGCCACAAGAAUGAAAGAACU
Ornithodoros turicata is the source of this 1989-nucleotide messenger RNA. RefSeq lists its product as uncharacterized. Bases 77 to 1891 code for a protein of 604 amino acids. Gene Ontology annotation, molecular function: protein binding. The record is from RefSeq and is a predicted model, not a curated record. Lineage: Eukaryota; Metazoa; Arthropoda; Arachnida; Ixodida; Argasidae. The transcript is spliced from 3 exons.